UUGUAUUUUACAGUUUAUAGUAGUUCUGCUGAAGUCUGCUUUGUUUCACUCAUAAGACAAUCAUCAGAUGUAAUGUGGGGAACGAGUUUUAUUGUAUGAAGAUGGUGACAUUCAGCAUUUUACUGACUGUUUUCUUUGUUUCAGGUUCUUUAAAUGGUUAUGCUGACUCUGCAGCACUCUUCAUAACUGCCCCAAAGCAGAUGGAAGCACUGAGUGGAUCUUGUUUGCAAAUCCCAUGUAGCUUCAGACCCAAAGAAGAACAGAAGUUUAACAGCACAAGAAAAAUCUUUGGAGUGUGGAUUAAAAAUUAUGUAUACUUUGACAUAUAUCCAAACAAUGUGAUCUUCAACAGUAGUGGAGCAGUUAGCAUCUAUCCAAUGAGUAUUACUGGGAACCUGAGUCAGAGAGACUGCACCACUCUGUUUUCUAAUUUAACCACAAACUACACAGACAAAUACUUCUUCAGAGUAGAGAGUGAACCAUUCAAGGCGACAGCUCAACAAGAUCCUCUUCAAAUAACAGUCAGAGAUUCUCCUUGGAGGCCCAAUAUUACAAUCCCAGGUGAUCUGAAGGAGAAGGAGUCUGUCACUAUAACCUGCUCAGCUCUCACUCCCUGUCCACACUCCCCUCCUCAACUCACCUGGAAUCUCCAACAAGACUCUCACAACAAAAUAGAGGAAAACACAGAUGGAAGCUUUACAACUAAAAUCCAGCAGACCAUCACUCUGUCAGACACACAUGAUGGAAAGAAGAUCAGCUGCUCUGCCAGAUAUCCUGUGAACCAAGGAAAAGACACCAAGACAGCAGAGACAGAAGAGACUCUCAGUGUUUCAUGUGGAAACCUGGUUGGUGUCUAUACUAUAGUGAAGACUGUGGGAAUCAUAAUGCUCGUGAUCACACUGAUCAUAUUUGAGUGCUGGUUCAGAUCAAGACGCUCCAACAAUCCAGAGACUGAAAGCUGUCAGAUGAGCAGAGUCACAUCGCAACACAUCAACUAAAGUUUCCACAGGAUGACAAACUCCACCUUGAAAAAAAAAAACUAAAGUCACUGUAGUGAUGUUCAACAGUUGUACAUGACCAUUUUACUUUGAGUGUAAAAAUGGUGUUGCAGGAAUGUAAACAUUUACUCUGUGGAUAAUUAUAUAUCAUUCCUUCACUGCCCUGAGUCUGUUAAACAGGAGCUCCUUCAGCCUGACCAUCUUAUGUUUUAUAGUUUAUCCAUGAAUAUUGAUCAAACACCACACUUCUGUAAGACUGCUACAGCAUGAUGUUUGGAAAUUAAUGUAUUUGUACACUCUAUUACAGUUACAGCUGUCUUCCCGCUAUUACUAUUAAAUAACCUUUCAACAGCUACUGCUGCCCCCUUUGUGGACCACAAAAAUUAAAUUUUUUGAAUGCCCUGAAGUGUUCAGGCUGUGUUGGGGGAAUAGCAGUGAUUUACGAGUGCAACUUUAGUUAUGAUCUAUUUACUCUGAGCUCAUUUCAUUCCUUCAAAGUUAAGUCCAGUUUGCUGCAUUAUUAUCCGCCAACCUCCAAAAUCCUGUGAUGACUCUGAAUGAAUUCUCUGAUCUGUUUUAAUAUAUUGUUGCUAAUUUUACCAAAUCCUUUUGGUAGAUGACUUUAAUUUACGCACUGACUGCAAAGUCAUUUAGUCUAGUACAACAUGUGAAUGGUGUCCUUGUGAUCCUCCACUCAGCUGACUUGAACAUUUUCUCUUUAUCUCUCCUCUCUGGACUUUUCUGUCACCACUUCAGAGUGAGAGAGACUUCCUGUGGUCCUGUCUGAACAGGAACCCUGGAAUCAUUAAUUGGAAAUCCUUCUGUUGUCACAUUCUGUUGUUGCUUCACUGUAAAUAAACACACUGAACUUAAUCCU
Molecule: messenger RNA, 1875 nt
Organism: Oreochromis niloticus (Nile tilapia)
Lineage: Eukaryota; Metazoa; Chordata; Actinopteri; Cichliformes; Cichlidae
Product: myelin-associated glycoprotein-like
Exons: 6
Coding region: 96-998 (300 amino acids)
Source: RefSeq, a predicted model, not a curated record